UGUAAAACGGGCUUCGUCGUUUUGCUGCGCUGCUAGUUGCCUUUGCCUGCAUAUUUUUCUCAUUCUUUCAUUUUAGUUUGUAACGAGUAGAACCAAAUCUGCGCAACGGGAGUUUUUCCUUAAAAAAGUGCUUUUUCCUUCGCUAAAUCAAGUAGUGCAGUUCGUAAUCACAUAUCGGAAAUCAUUGGCGAGUGUUUGAACGCAUAAAGGAGGAGAUUGCACAGAAGGAAGCGAAGAAAAAAAAACGGGCUUAAUGUAGGUGCGCGAUAACAAGGUGUGAGGAAUCUGCGAAUCAUAGCAGCAAAUUGUGUUCUGUUUAUAUCGAGAGUACGGAUCAUCGCCGUGCUGGCUAGCCGCUUUGGCGGAUAGUGCCCAGCAAUGGAUAUCAUCGACGUCGAAGAGGUGCUCGGAGAUGACUCAUUCAUUUGCGACACGGAACGAUUGGAUGAUGAAGUGGUGGAAAUUUUCAAACAAUGGAAAUCAUGCAGCACAACAGUCCCGUCCGGCAGUGGUGGUGCCGUUUUACCAGCACCGACUCCAGCAGCUUCCAACAGCAGCAGCAGCAGCAGUUUUAGUUCUAGCGGCACCAAUCACCAUCAUCCUCUUCAUCUUCAGUACACCAACAUCAUUAGCCCUCACAAUGUUACCUUCAACAACAGCGACAGUAAAGGUUCGAAAUUUAUCGACACACGAACAUUCACGAGACCGAAGAAAAGACUGGACUCUACAUUCAAUGCCUCAAACGCAUCCGCAGAAAUUAUGUCCUCCCUGCAAGAAACCCCCAUGAAAGCAGCCUCCCCGCUAAUGAAUCUACAAAUUGGUGGUCUGGUGACGAUGAGUUCCGGUAAUUCUUCUCUCAAUACCAGCCAGAUGAUGCAGAGAAGCUGGUUGAACGAUGUGUCCCCGCCGGGUUCCAUCAUGUCUUCGAUGGAGUUCUCCAUCAACGACAAGAUGGGCAGUAGUCUCAUUACCAGCGGGGAUUUCACCAACGUUAGCUACCUGUUGAAUGCCAACGGGGGUGAUGAAACCCAGCAGCUCAACUCCCACAGUAACUACGACGGCUAUAAACUGGCAGAUGUGAUAAAAGAUCGCAAGUUCCUGGAGAAUUUGUCGUGCUUCGAGGAUAGCUCUAUGGCCAAAGAUUUGGCGAUAUCGAAAACGGAUUUGAACGGAAUCGAGGAAAAUUUGUCCGGGUUCAGUACAAUGCAGAAUUCGCUGGAAAGCGUUACAAAAAGUGCGGAAGGGCGAGUGUCCGAUGUAACAAUGGUGCUAGGGAAUGGGAAAUCGGAUGCAACCUUCGAGAUGGAGGCGACGGAAGCAGCUCCAGUAGGUUUGAAAAAGUUAAAUGGUACUUUCGAGAGGCGACGCAAUUUCGAUACAUAUAGAAAGCCAAAAUCUAGUCUAAACCGUACAUUUGAUGCAUUACCAAAAGUUGAAGUUGGAGAACCAUUGCUGGUGAGAAACGGGACGUUUGACGCCGGUAGUAAUGAUAAACCGUUGGAUGAAACCUUUGGUUUAGUGGACAAUUGUAAUGAUACGUUUUCGCUCAAUCGAACUGCUAAAAUCAAUGGAGAUGAGAGGCAACUUAAUCAAACUUAUGAAUACUGCGAGAAAGAGUCCCCCAACGUUGCUCUUUUGAAUCGAACUUUUGAAAGGCCUAGAAAUGGAACAUACGUCGAAAGUGAGGCUAGUCCGAAUCCAAUCAAUGCGGGUAACAGUACUCCUAAUGGGACUUUUGAGGUGCCGGCAAAGAACGAGAACAACAGAGACUCGAUGGGUUUAGCUCAGUCGACUCCGUUUGUACAAGUGCCUAGAGCAAAGCGUAUUAGUGAUAUAAGUCAGUAUGAAGUCAACGUUUCCCCAAUAUCGGCCGUUCGUGGUCGGAGGUCUGAGGGUGCAAAACUAAGUCGGAAUCUGGAGAGUGAAAUUGCUCUGGAAACUGAUGAUUUCGAUGUGGAGUUCCGUCGACUUCCGGCAACUCCAAAUUCAAAGACUGAAAAUGGUUCGCAUCUAUUGGAGAACGAAAAGCGAAUAUCUCUGCAGCAAUUCGAGGAGUUUGAAAAGUCUGUAAUGGAAAGCGAACAAAAUGGUGUAGAUUUUGACGAAAUGCUGAAUUCUCUCACGGAUGUGAAACGAUCAAUGGACAGUGUCAAAUUGCGCCAAUCGUUGGAUAAUAUCAAAAAACGUCAUUCGCGAAUCAAUUCGGAGAAGCAACAGGACGAACUGCGAAGACGAGGUGACAUGAAUGAUUCUUUAUCUUCACCUAUGGACAAUAAGCUGGCAGAUUCGAUGAUUAGAAGUAUGUCAUCAUCCAGUGGAAGUGAGCGGUUGCUGAACCGUAGAAGCCGAUACAACGAUGAUGUCCACCUUACUUUGUCCCCGCAGCAGCCAACUGUGCAACCGAACAAGAGUAUAGAUGCUACUUUGCCAGAUGUAGAGCAGCAAACGAACGAACCAAAUGCGACGGAGAGCGUAGAUCCGCUUCCUACAGCCAACGAGGUAGGAAGUAGUGAUAGAAAAAACCGUGAUCGAUUCAAAACGAUACGCAUCAAUAAGAGACGCGAAGAAGGAAUGGUCAUAGUACCGGGUCCAGAGGAAGUGGAUGACAGUCUGCUUGAAUCGGCUUCUCUUCCGACGGAGGAAGAGCUGCCCGGUUCACCUGCAGUAGCUAACAGUGCCUUUAGCCGUGUGGAUUACAAUUCUCCGAAAGAAUCGCGACUUUCUUCCGCCACAAGCAAUGAACAGAAUAAGACUGAGGAAGCGGUCUUCAAACGACCGCAGGGUAUCCCAAAACCCGAAAGCAAAGUACGAUCAUUAUCUAAACCACGAUACUACGGUGCUCCAGGAAGUGGUAUCGGUUUGGCGAAGAAAGAGCUAUCUCUUCCGCUGAAAUCAAGCUCUACCGACAAUCUUGAAAAUGAUCGACCGAGUUACCACCAGCCGCAGUCUCCCUCGCACCUUCAGAGACUAUCAUUGGGUGGUAACAGGGUGGGAGCGGUUGAAAGUGGCAGAAAAAUCGGAGCAGCAGGUUCAGUACAGUCGAACCUGAAAUCGCCGAUGGGAACCAAAUCAAAAUCGUACCACAAUCUGUAUUACAACCAAAGCAAUCAUGGUGGAUCGAAUAGUAAUCUUAAUCGGAUUCCUACACCGCUGGGAUUGUCCGCACAGAAACUUUCGCACAAUAAUAGCAAUACUGAGCUGAAAAAUAACACUUCCAAGUUGCAGUUGAGUCUGCGACCGCCACGUGCCAGUUCAUUGGUGCGGCCCGGUACAACAACACCAGCGACGUUGAAAAAUUCUGCGCCCGAAAUCAAUACCCGGAGCAGAGAACUGAAUCCUAGCAGUAUUACCACGACAAGUUCUAAUCUAUCCGGCGUACAUAUGCGGGCACCGAAAGCGGGUUCUCGGCUAGGGUUAGUGCGACCUUCGUCCGGUUACUUUAGCUACAGCUCACAGAAAAAACCUGUAGACUCAGACACAGAAUCAAUCAAUAGUUUAUCAUCGUCAUCAGCUAGCUCUAGAGGAAGCUUGUACCGUGUAGAUAGUCAGAAUAUAGCUAAUAAUGUACAAAAUUACGCGACCCAUAGUAUUGAAGACAUUAGCGGCAGCGCCAGUGUAAUUAACGGUGGAAGCUUAGCGCUGCGGUCCAAUCUACCAGUGGAACCAAAUCGAACGGCAGUUAAUUCGGUCAAGAGCAUACCAGCAGCGGGCUUCAGUGCUGUAAAGCCAUCAGGUUUAAGGCCCCCUUCAAAUCUACGCCCACCGACCGCCCGCAGCGGUCUUCCCCGACCCACUAGUUACGUGAGACGAUAGACUGUGAGUGCUGCUAGUUCUAAGUCAGUUUUGUAUAGUUUUUUUUUAUCGAUCAGUUGUUUAGAAUCAGCUUGUUCUGAGCGUAAUGUAUUUUUAUCGAUGAAUGUCUCUUUCGUAAGGUGAUAUUCGAACAGGGUUAAUGCCUUCGUAGCCAAUCGUUCAUUUCGUUUUUUAAAUUGUAUAAAAUAAUGGAAAUUAUAUCAGAAUCCAGUUCAGUUUUUGCAGAGAACUAAGUGAAUGAUAUACGAUUGAAACGGUCGAUUGGGUUAUCGAUUAUCGCAACAUGACAAUUCGUGAGAAAAUAUUUGUCUUUGUGAACAUCGUAUACAGUGUGUAGUCUCUGCAAUGUCCGAAUAUUUUGCAUUUGCCGUUGUUACACGUUUUGUACAAUUGAGUUUAUUUUAUAAGUUUAGUGUUCAAAAUAUAUUCUUUAUUUCUUUAAAUUUGAAUCAGAUUCGAAGUUUUGUGCCGAUUAUGUCUAUUAUAGUUCAGAAUCAAUCAAAUUUUAACUCAUUCAUUUUGAUGCACUGAUUGUAAACUAUACCUAUAUAAAUAUCUAUUCUUGUCAGUGUUUUAGAACUGUUCUGAAAUAAAUAUGAUUUCGAAAAUUUUCAACCCUACUUUAAUCAGUUUACUAUAGCCAAUAGCAGCAAUGCCUAACAAAUAGUCUCUACAAGCAAAAAAUAUGCUGCUUAUUUAUCCGCUUUAUCUCCUAUUGGCACUCGUGAUGACCUAUUAAUUGCUAGGAUUCGUUAACUUAACUGAUUUUGCUGCCGUUUUUAACAAAUAUUACACUACCUAGAAUGUUGAAAUUUUGUUGUGAACUGCAUAAUGUACCAGCCAUUCGAUUGUCCUGAAAAAUCGGUUUACAAUGUUAUAAGAUUGUUCAAAAUUCCUCCCUCUGCAUUUUUAACUAUUUGUCGUCGAGUUCUAUUAUUUAGUUGUUGCGAAUCGAUCGUCUUUAUCUGUGUGAUAAAACCAGCGAGCUCUCCUUUUAUACAUCUAAGCCGUUAAUGCUAUUUUAGCUUCUAAGUUAGAAUAAGUCACCCGAAACCGAAUGCAACAGGCAAAUUAGUUUUCGUUAGUUUGUUGGAGAGUAUUUUCGCUUCCAACAUCCAAAACCUUUCCUAGGAGGUAUUCGAGAAGGAAUUGGUACAAUGAAAGACUAAAAGAACUACGAGAUUGAGAAAAAAAGUAAUAAGCAAAACAUUGACAUUAAAACAUAAACGUAUAAUAGUGAUACUAAUGAAACGUUAACUAAGAAUAAACGAACAUAUUAGUUCGCCACACAAAGCGAAUAUCAAUAAUCGCAGCCGUAAAACUCGAACCGCUUACUAAGCUAACCACAAAUAAAUACACAAAAACUGUGAAUCCAUGAUAUAUGUACCGGCUAUCGUUGGAUCACUAUCACGAUCGAUGUAUAAAUAUAUAUCUUGUCCAAGAAAUAUAUAUUUAUAGACUAGAUAUA
This is a messenger RNA of Aedes aegypti (yellow fever mosquito), 5281 nucleotides long. RefSeq lists its product as uncharacterized. The transcript is spliced from 8 exons. The record is from RefSeq and is a predicted model, not a curated record. Bases 379 to 3813 code for a protein of 1144 amino acids. Lineage: Eukaryota; Metazoa; Arthropoda; Insecta; Diptera; Culicidae.